Molecule: messenger RNA, 1099 nt
Organism: Sesamum indicum (sesame)
Lineage: Eukaryota; Viridiplantae; Streptophyta; Magnoliopsida; Lamiales; Pedaliaceae
Source: RefSeq, a predicted model, not a curated record
UGGGUCAUAAAGAAAGCCAUAAGCUAAGCUGGCCGGAUAACUUUAAACGUAGAGGCCACUCAGCCAGCCUUGUUCAUAAGCACCUGCAAACAGGAGAGAAAGGGGAGCCCCUUCCCUCUCAUUAUCAUCAUUCCAAAAGCAAAAGUAAAAGAAAAAGAAGAAAGAACCCUCCCCGAGAGAGAGAGAGAAAGGGGUAGCGGAAGAGAUAAUAAAGAGAAGAAAUCAAGAAAGAAGAAGGGUUUUCUGUGCAAGAAAUUUGAAGAGCAAUGAUGCAGACUCAAAGGACGCUGGAAAACCAACAGUCUCUGAUGCAAUCCGGUCAGAUUUCUGGCAGUUUGAGUUUCAACGGGACUUUGUCGAAAGAGGACGAGGAGAUGUCAAAGUCUGCUCUCUCUACCUUCAGGGCUAAGGAGGAAGAGAUUGAGAAGAAGAAGAUGGAAGUUAAGGAGAAAGUUCAGGCUCAGCUCGGCCGGAUUGAAGAAGAAACCAAGCGUUUGGCCACCAUCCGUGAGGAACUAGAAGCCCUUGCGGAUCCCAUGAAGAAAGAAGUCUCUCUCGUUCGCAAGAAAAUCGAUGCAGUUAACAAAGAGUUAAAACCACUGGGGCAGACUUGCCAGAAGAAGGAGAGAGAAUACAAAGAAGCCCUUGAAGCUUUCAAUGAAAAGAACAAGGAAAAAGUACAACUCAUCACUAGAUUGAUGGAGCUGGUGAGCGAGAGCGAGAGGUUGAGGCUGAAGAAGUUGGAGGAGCUGAGCAAGAACAUAGAAACGAUACGAUCUGCCUGAUGUUGUAUCAUUGUUGACGUCUAAUUAGGAUUGUGUGAUGUAUUUAAGAAAUGCGUUGUUAUUUAUAUAACGUUGGUGUUUUCGGGUUUGGUUGUAUUCUACGGUUAUCUUGUUUGAUGGAUUAGCUUUUGAUGGUAAGGAGUUUCUAAUUUUAGGAAGGGGAAAUUCUCUCCUUAAAACAGGUUUGUAACUAAAACAUGUCUCAAACUAUGUAUUCUUGUAAGUUUCUCUUUGUAUUUUUUACUACAUGUUUCAGUUUCCUAUUCUGGAAUUAUGUAAGUAGUGCAUUGCAAGGAAGGUUUGGCCUUGGAUUC